Messenger RNA from Dalotia coriaria, 2239 nucleotides. It is a transcript of the gene mtm, whose product is annotated as phosphatidylinositol-3-phosphate phosphatase. The record is from RefSeq and is a predicted model, not a curated record. Gene Ontology annotation, molecular function: phosphatidylinositol-3-phosphate phosphatase activity; phosphatidylinositol-3,5-bisphosphate 3-phosphatase activity. Lineage: Eukaryota; Metazoa; Arthropoda; Insecta; Coleoptera; Staphylinidae. The coding region runs from base 27 to 1970 and encodes 647 amino acids. Gene Ontology annotation, cellular component: cytoplasm; membrane. The transcript has 6 exons. Gene Ontology annotation, biological process: phosphatidylinositol dephosphorylation.
UUAUUGUUAUUAGUGCUGUGUUAAUCAUGGACAAGCGUGGCAGCAUCGAAUUGCUGAAUUUGGAGAAUCAAAACUACCACAAGAACCGUUCACUUGACUCGUUUUCGUCGCCGGAAGGCAAAUCUGCCACGAUCAACACCACAAAACUUGAUAAUCCUGGUUGGGGUAACGCUUCGCCGAGCAAGUCUUAUUGUUCAUCUAGCUCUACAUCUACUGAGAAUGUUGUUUCCACACUUGAAAGGCACAAGAUCAAUACAACCACUGAUGCUACACUUUCAAAUAGAGAUGAAAUGCCCUUAUUACCGGGUGAAAAACGGUAUGGCCAAGCGAAAGACGUGACCUAUCUUUGUCCCUACAAUGGUCCGGCACGCGGCACGUUGAUUAUCACCAACUACAAAUUGUUCUUCAAGUCCUUGGACAAGGAUAUGCCAAUUUUCAUCGACGUGCCGCUGGGAGUCGUGUCACGCAUUGAGAAAGUCGGCGGUGCAUCAUCGAAAGGCGAGAAUGCUUAUGGCAUUGAGUUGUUUUGCAAAGACAUGAGAAAUUUACGAUUUGCGCACAAGCAGGAAAAUCAUUCCAGGCGCGAUGUGUUUGAAAAACUGCAGCAGUAUGCAUUCCCGUUGUCUCAUAAACUAAAAUUGUUUCCGUUUGAAUAUUCAGAAGUGUUCCCGGAGAAUGGCUGGAAUGUCUAUGAACCCAUUGCGGAAUUAAAGCGAAUGGGUAUAAACAACGACAUGUGGAAAAUAUCAAAAAUAAACGAAAACUAUGAAAUCUGCGAUAGUUAUCCGGCGGUUUGGGCAGUGCCAUCACAGGCAACAGACGAAGAUCUCCGCGCCGUGGCGAGUUUCCGUAGUCGCGGGCGAAUACCUGUCCUCAGCUGGAUCCACCAAGGUUCACAAGCGACCAUAACACGUUGUUCACAACCGCUGGUCGGCGUAAGCGGUAAACGAUGCCGAGAAGACGAGCGUUACAUUCAGUUCAUCAUGGACGCCAACGCGCAGAGUCACAAAAUGUUCAUCAUGGACGCUCGGCCAAGCGCUAACGCAAUCGCUAACAAAGCGAAAGGUGGCGGAUACGAGUCAGAGGACGCGUAUCAAAAUGCCGAACUUGUUUUCUUGGACAUUCCGAAUAUUCACGUGAUGCGCGAAUCUUUGCGGAAACUUAAAGAUUUAUGUUUUCCGAAUAUUGAAGAGACUAGGUGGUGGUCAGGUAUUGAAUCUACGAACUGGAUUAAGCAUAUUAAGUGUAUUCUGGCCGGCGCUGUGCGAAUUGUUGACAAAGUUGAGAAUCACAAAACUUCCGUGCUUGUGCACUGCUCGGAUGGCUGGGAUAGAACAGCACAAUUGACUGCGCUAUCGAUGCUGAUGCUGGAUCCAUACUACCGGACGAUUAAAGGUUUUGAAAUUUUGAUUGAAAAGGAGUGGUUGGCGUUUGGACACAAAUAUCAGCAGAGAAUCGGGCACGGAGAUGAUCAUCAUUCGGAUGCAGAUCGAUCACCUGUAUUUUUGCAGUUCAUUGAUUGCGUAUGGCAGAUUACGCAGCAGUUUCCGAAUGCAUUCGAGUUUAAUGAGAAUUUCCUGAUCACUAUUCUGGAUCAGUUGUAUUCGUGUCGGUUUGGCACGUUUUUGUGUAACAGUGAACGGGAGAGAAUCAAUGAAAAAUUAAAAGAACAAACAAAAUCGUUAUGGUCAUUCACCAAUUCUCGUUUGGAUUAUUACAAGAACCCAUUGUAUUGGGCCAAUAUUCAUCAAGCGCAGAUUUUAUUGCCCGUCGCAAGUAUUCGUCACAUGCAGCUUUGGAAGUCUUAUUAUUGUCGAUGGAAUCCCAGCAUGAGGACACAGGAUCCAAUUUAUCAACGCACCAGGGAGCUUCUCAAAAUGAAAGAAGACUUGGAGCGAAUGGUGGAGGAACGACGACGGGAACAAAGUGCGCGAAUAAAUAGAAAUAACAUUUCUAUUUCGCCAACAUGAUUGUCAACUUGAGACAAUGUUCAGAUUAUGUUUAUUUUGUACGGAGGCAUUUUGGUGAAUUAAUCUAAUAGUAAAAUGAUCAUAUUUAUUUCAAAGCAUACUUUAAGAUUAAAACAAACCAAAAACAAAUAGCCUGGAGAUUUAAUUUAAUUAGGUUUAAGUAUUGUUAAAUGGAUCAAAGUGUAUUGUAAAAUGUAUGCAAUUGUGUAUUUUUUAAAAAGACCUGAAUAUGUAUUGAGUUUUGAUUUAUAGAAACGAGUUUAGCAGAA